UACUGGGAUCGUGACUGCUGUUGUUGAAUGAAAUCAAUGUGCUUGUGUUUGUGCUUUAAAAUUUCUCAAUUUGUGCAUUUUUUUAUUUUUGCCCGAACAAAAAAGUCAAUUAAGACUGAAAGAUACUUUUUAGGGCUAUCUAUAUUAUUUUUAACACUCAAAGGCGAGUUUUAAUUAACCCAUUGUUACUUGCACAACUCUCACUUGCCGAUUAAAAUCAAGGUGAUCAGCCCUUAGGCAUCCUCUUAGCUGAGAAUGUCUUCUUAUGGUGGUGAAAAUGGAUUUUAUUAUGGCAAUCAUUACCUCACAAUGUGUGUAGAACCACAGACAUUAAAUGUUGAUACUUUAAACAAUGUUGCUGCUGCGAAACGUGAAGAUAGCAGUGCUAAUGCAAUCAUCGGUUCUCACUACCAAGAAAAACGGAAAAAUGAUCCUUGUAUCGUUACUCUAUCAACUGCACAAACGCAAUCUAAUGCAAAUCAAGAUGCAUUUGUCCGAAAUGAAGACGAAAGUGAUACCAAUAAACUAGUAGUAAUGGAAACAGAAGAGGACAAUACACAACCAGAACUUGAUAUAAUAGUCAAUAAUGUUGUUGCUAUAUUUAAUGUGAGAUGUCACUUAAAUCUACGACAAAUUGCAUUAAAUGGAGCCAAUGUCGAGUAUAGAAGAGAGAAAAAUGUGGUCAACAUGAAACUGAGAAAGCCAAGAGUAACAGCUAAAAUCUUUUCAUCCGGCAAAGUUACCUGCACUGGAGCUACAAGUGAUGAAGAUGCUAAAACAGCAGCUAGAAAAGUUGCCAGAAGUCUGCAGCAAUUAGGAUUUAGAGUUAGAUUUACUGAUUACAGAGUAGUCAAUGUGUUAUGUACCUGCUAUAUGUACUUUGGCAUAAAUCUUCUCAAGUUUACUGAAAAGCAUAGACAGUUGACCUGCUAUGAACCUGAGUUACAUCCUGGAGCUACUUAUAAAAUUAAAGAGCUUAAAGCAACUUUGAAGCUAUUUACUACAGGAAGCAUUACUAUUACUGCUCCUAGUGUAGAGAAUGCUCAGAAAGCAGUUGAACAUAUCUUCGAAUUGGUGUAUGAAUUCCGAACUCCAAAACCACCAACUAAGAAUUCUCAAUGCCACAAUAACCUGAUGUCUUUGAAAAAGAAGAGUAUAUUUCAAAUUGGUUAUUCAAGUUCCGAUCAAGACAGUGAUAUUGAUUUAGAAGACAGUGAUGGUAGUUUUGACUAAUUAUCUAUUAGUUCCUAGACUAGUCUUGUUGCAAAACAAUCUAUGUGAACCUCAAAAUAAACUGUGUAGAACUGAAUUCGUAUCAAAAGUUUUAUAUGCUUUACUAAAUUAAAGAGACUUGGGUUUAAUAUCUUCUGCUGUGUUGUUUGUAAUUGUUUUGUAUCACGUGAGAUGGUUUUUUUUCUUUGGUUGAUUAUGUUAUAAGGCUUUUGUUUUGAUAGUUGUAUAAUUUUUGUUUCUAAUGCUCAGUUGCUUAAAUUAAAUGCGUUAUUUACUGUUACUAUUUAAUUUAUCCCAAGCUCCUGUUACUGUAACAGGUAUAGCCACCAUAUCCUAGGAUUCGUGGUGAUGCAAGAUAAUCCUGUGCAGAAGUAAUGUGUCUUUAAAUUUAUUUAAAAAAUAGUAAUACAAUUCUAGAUCUUUUAAUCGUUUUUAUGAAAAUUGUAAGUUAUUGGUGUUUCAAUAUUUUGCUUUUUAGAGUAAUGAAAUUAGAUAUCUAGAAUGCUUACUAUACUCAAGAAAAAGUGUCUGUUUUUUCUGAAAUUAAUAAUAUUUUUUUUCUAAAUUUUAUUUUCUGGGAGAAAUUUUGUUACAUUAAUUGUACUUUUGCUGUUUCUACUCUAAUAAUUUAUUUCAUACUAAAAACAAAUAAACAAAGUUUCUAUGUUAAACUGGGAAUCCCGGUUUUACGUUUUCCUUUCCUACGUUAUCCCACUUCCUAUGUCAUUUUCUGCUGAUCUCUGAAAAUAUCCUAUACUGAUAAUGUUAAAAUAUACUAGAUUCUAAAUUACAUUAUUUAAAAAAAAUCCUGCUUUAUACAUUUUUGUAACUGAUCAAGAUAAUUUUUUCUACAUAAAGUAAACACAAACUUUAUCCAAUCUUUUUCUUAUUUUCUAAAAAAGAAAGUCUUAUUUCUCAGCUGUUUGAAAUUGUUCUGAUAUUCUUUCUAUUCCAUUUUGUUGUCCAUUUUAUGCGUGAGGGGAUUUCUCUCCUAAGUCAAAAUCAGAAAUGUGCUGGGAUGGGCAAAGCACGUUACCUUCAGUAAAGGAAGCUGAAAUUAUAAAAUUUGCUUGUGGAAUUUUUCCCAUCAAAGUUCAACUAAUGAAUCUUGGAAUAAUCCUUUCAUUUAAAGAAUCAAUUAGGAAAUCAUUUUUCUUCUUCUUGAUUCUGGUGACCUGCAAGAUGAUUCUAAAAGAGAAGCAAAUGUUCUGUAAGCUCCAGAUUUGAUUUCUAAGCAUUUGACAGUGUCAUUUAAAUUGCAUUAAAAGUGAGUUAAGUAAAGAAUUCAAAAUUUUAAUGCAAUUAAAAAUAGUACUUCCAAUGAAAAAACACGUUUAGCAGCAGUGAAUCCAAAA
Molecule: messenger RNA, 2588 nt
Organism: Parasteatoda tepidariorum (common house spider)
Lineage: Eukaryota; Metazoa; Arthropoda; Arachnida; Araneae; Theridiidae
Product: TATA box-binding protein-like 1
Biological process (GO): DNA-templated transcription initiation
Molecular function (GO): DNA binding
Source: RefSeq, a predicted model, not a curated record